AUGAUCACCUUCCCGGGUAAAAAUACCCGCCCUACCUAUCUCAUCAGGCACUUCUGCAACGCUGAGGAGGGCAUCCAAAAUUACGUCCGCAACCUCACCUCCUCCUACAUCGACACCAGGAAUGAGUCGUCCAUGGUGUCCGCCUCCGUCAUCAUGUUCCUCCUCGUCGGCCUCUCCUUCAACCUCAACCUCUUCAGUCGCUUCUCCGACGUCAGCGCCACCCUCGACCCCAAGGUCCGCAUCUUCCUCUCCUCCGCAUUCUCCCUCUUCCUGCCUGUCAUGUCCUACCUCUUCUCCGAAGCCAAGAACGCCAGCUCCGAUGCUGCGGACAACGGCGGCGACCUCUCGCUACAGGCCGGUAUGAUCCUCCUGUGGAUGCUGCUGGUUGAGCUCCUCCGCAAGAAGGUGGACGAGGUCCGCAUGCACGGCUACUCUAGCAGCAUCCAGCGUGCCGGCCGUGUGGUCUGGCUGGGCAGCCUCGUCUUCUUCAACAUCCGGAGAGCCGGCCGGAAGGCCCUCUUCGGCGUCCUUUGGGUGCUCUGCGCAACAAAGGUGGUGCAGAGGAUCGCCUUCACUGAGAUUGGCAAGCGAUCCUAUGCCUACGGCAAAAACACGCGCCUCAUCACCUCCUACAUGUCACAAAUGCUGCAGAAAAAUGGAUCAAAGCAACCUCAGGACCAGCAAGAGCAACACCAAUAUUGUUCCCCAUCGACCCACAUCGAUGUGGAUUCCUCGGUGGUGACUGAUGUAAACCAUGGUGGUGGAGGUGAGGCCAUGUUGAAGAGGUGCAAGUUCGUCGUCAUGGGUGAAGAGGACUUGGUUAUACAACCUAGUCCAGACGGCUACAAGUUGAAGGAUGUCUCCCCAGACGAUAAUGUCGCCACCGUUGGAAAAAUUUGGUGUAAUGCAUGCAGCAACCUCGAUCAAGGCCCGCGGCUUAAGAGGUUGUGCUUGUCCUUCGGGCUCUUCAAGCUUCUGCGGCGUAGGUUCGAGCACCUCCCGCCAGUGAUUGAUGUGGAUGCCGAGACUCGUGAGUGUCGUGGCUUACUCUUCAAUGGUGUUUACAACGAAAGGACAGAGGAUGCGGCGGAGGCACUCUUCCAGAUGAUGAAUGAUGAGGUGAACUUCCUCUGCGAGUACUACCACUCUGUCAUCCCCGUCGUCCUUGCAAGCCCUUUCUUCUUCCUUGCCAACUACAUCCUACUACCUGUGGUGGUGUCCGGCCUCUGCAUCAUGACCAUCAUCCUCUCUAGCUUUGGCAAUGUGCUCUUUGCCUUAUCUAGCAUCAGGGCGGAUAACUUUGCCAUCUCGGCUGGGGUCAUUAACACCACCAUGUGUCUUCUCAUCGAGGCCUUCUAUUGGCCCCCCGCUUUCUUCACAGCAGUCAACUUUUUCAUCACCUUCUUCCUCUUGGUGAUCUUCUUCUUCGAGGAGAUAUGGGAGUUCAUCAUCUUCCUGUUCUCAGACUGGUUCAUGGUAUCAUUGCUAUGCCACUACGUGACAAAGCCCCAAUGGCAGAGUAGCCCAAUGUACAGUGGCGCUGUUCGUCGCAUCCUAUGGGUACAGAGCAAGCUGAGUCGCCCUAUUCUUAACUUCAAGCAGUUCUCAAUGCUAAACAUCCGGUGGCCACUCGUCCUCAGCAUGCCAUCCAUGUUCUCUCUACUAGUGCAAACGGUGCCUGUGCCAAAAAAAGCAAAGCAUUCCAUCGUUGAAUCCCUCGUGGCACACAUCCGUGAUGGUCGUGAAACCCCUCUCAACAAUGGCAAGUCUGCACUUGUGGGCUGGCCAGAUGAUCUCAUGCCAGCCUGCAGGAGCAACAGCGUCGCGGAGGUCAUUCUCACUUGGCACGUCGCCACCUCCAUCAUGGAGGCCAAGUGCCCUCCGCAGGAUGGUAGACAGAGCAAGGACUCGCACACUGUGGCGACGAGCCUAUCCAGGUACUGUGCCUACCUAGUGGCCUUUCACCCGACGCUCCUCCCUGAAAACCCCGACAAUACGGAGCGUGUCUUCGAGGCAGCCAAGGCGGAACUCAAGGGCGUGCUCGGCUGUGCCAGCUACUACCUCUCGUGGUGGCACACUAGGGUCGAUAAGAUCAUGCAGGCGGUGGUAGAGGUGGCCACAAUGACAGAAUGGAAGGACGGCGAGGUGGUAUUCAAUGCUGCCAAGCUGGGGAUACUGUUGAAGGAAGAAGCUAUGAGGGACAAUGGCGUCGGGUGGGAGCAGACAUGGAAGCUGCUUGCCGACGUCUGGACUGAGCUCGUCGUUUACCUCGCACCGUCAAACCAAGAGGAGCGUGUGAUGGGGCAUGAGAGCGUGCUGGUGCAAGGUGGAGAGUUCAUCACCAUGCUUUGGGCUUUGACCACACACACUGGCAUAACGCGCCCGGAGAAGUAG
Triticum turgidum subsp. durum (durum wheat) is the source of this 2394-nucleotide messenger RNA. The record is from the annotation of a GenBank genome assembly. Lineage: Eukaryota; Viridiplantae; Streptophyta; Magnoliopsida; Poales; Poaceae.